AUGCAGCCCAUGCUCCUGCACCACUGCGACUGCACUCACGACACGCCCAUCUCAUUCAGUCCUUACGCCUUUUCUCAGAACAUCUCUUGCGCAAAUUGCGGCACAAUAUCUACGGGCAUCAACGUUCAGGGGAAAGCAGCAGAAGACGCAAACAUGCAACAGGAUGAACUUACUCGGCUGUUCUCAGCAAACAUGAACUUGUCCCAAGGCAACCCACAGCCCAUGCAACCACAGAUGCAACAGGAACAACCAGUGCAACAACAGCAACAGCAAGAAGAGGCUCCCAAGCAGAUCGUCUACGCUUCUCAACACUACACUCAUUCAUAUCAUGUACCUACCCGCAGUACCUCCGAGCCAGCCUUGAAGACACACAUCGAAUCUUCGGACCUCGCUGCCGUACUUUUGAGGAACAGUAUUGAUCCUUCUCUUCUGUUCCCUUCCCAGAUCGAUCUCUUCCAGAAUGCAGACGACGAUCAGCGGCUACGUCUCCUCGAGCUCUGGCGUAUAUCUCCUCCAUCAGGUCGUCAAGGACAUCCAGCAGGCGUGGAUUACAACAUGUCCCGACAGCUCUACGAUUGGCCACCUACCAGUCUCGCACAGGAGGAGGCCAUGGCUAAGCUGAGAUAUGAGAGACAACAGGCGGAGUCCGCCCAGCAAGAGGCUAUCCAGCAGCACCAGCAGCAGUUAGAUCAGAGCAUGGCGGCAGCAAGCGCUGAACCAUACAUGGCAUCAGGCUACGAGAUGAUGGCUAGACGCGAAUACGAGGAGUCAUGCAGAGGCGAGAAUGCGUUGAAGGAGUCGACCAAGUACAACCAGGCCACCGAUCCAGUCUACAACAACACUGGCAGCAGCAACGGCCUCUGGCAGAAGAAUGUGGGCAGCGUAGCUGACAUGGAGAACACUUACGGAGCAUACGCAUAUGCACGAGAGUAUGGGCUGCAGGGUGGUUAUGGCGACGAGGAGAUGGUCAUGUGA
Alternaria metachromatica is the source of this 975-nucleotide messenger RNA. RefSeq lists its product as uncharacterized. Bases 1 to 975 code for a protein of 324 amino acids. The record is from RefSeq and is a predicted model, not a curated record. Lineage: Eukaryota; Fungi; Ascomycota; Dothideomycetes; Pleosporales; Pleosporaceae. The transcript has 2 exons.